AUGUUCAUUUUCCAGAGUCGAGUGACUUCUUCUAUUCAACGUGUUGAAGAUGUAUUAGAUCUCAAAUUCUGUACAGAUGGAGUACAAUCUUCUCUUCAGGGUGAAGAUUAUGAAAAGGCAGCUGGGCACAUUCACCGUUUCCUAAGUUUGGAUGAAAAUGUUUUGAGAAUGGCAAGUGAUGCCAGUGAGGGUAGUACACUGGACACUUCAUUCAAAAUGCUGCAUGAAGCUGAAGAGAAACUGAAGACAAUUGUUCGGAAUAAAUUUGAUGCUUCAGUUCAUUCUGGAGAUGUUGCAUCAGUGGAACGGUUCUUUAAGAUCUUUCCUUUACUUGGUUUGCAUGAAGAAGGUCUCACCAAAUUUGGCAAAUAUUUGGCAGCACAAUUAUCCGAGCCAGUUGGUAAAUCUCUGACAGAGAACAUAAAAAUAUCAGAUGAUGACAAACGAUCCAAAAUCCUUUUUGCAGAUGUCAUUACAAUGAUGUUUGAGAGGAUUGCACGGAUUGUUGAAACUCAUCAACCACUUGUGGAAACAUAUUAUGGUCCUGGAAAGUUGGAUAUUAUGCUGAUACUUUUACAGAAAGAGUGUGAUAGGCAAUCUAGAUUAACAAUAAAGGAAUUUAAAAAACGUAGAGAGUUUGAUUACAAGAUUCAACAAGUCCAACAGAGUAUGUUAUUCUCAAAAUCCAUUUCAGAAAAAUUAGACUGCAAAGAAUUAGAUGUCCUGCUGUCAGAAUUAGUUUUAUUGAACACUCGUGCAGAAAUUUAUUUACGGUUUAUGAAAAAAAGAGCUUUGAAUGAUGUUGAAGUUGCAUAUCAAGAUAGUAAAGAAAAGGAUGAAAAAUGUGCCAAUAUUGAUAGAAUAUUUAAUAACUGUGAUCUGAAUCAAUUGAUGCAAGAAAUGAUUGGACACUAUAUUUUAAUGGAAGAAUUCUUUAUGCGAGAAAUGGUUUUGAAAGCAGUCACUAUGGAUACAAUUGAAGAGAAUUCUCUUUAUUCCAGUAUGGUUGAUGAUUCUUUUUUUAUUGUCAAAAAAUCUGUGAGAAGAGCAAUUUCCAGUUCCAGUGUGGAUGGUGUGUGCGCCAUGUUGAACCACUGUUGCACAAUAUUAGAACAAAAUUUCCGAGAAACACUUUAUGCUAAGCUGCGACCUGGUUUUCCAUCAGGGUUUGACUUGACCCAGGCUUAUAACAUUAUGCAGUCAAGUUUCCAGCAAGGAAAAUUAAGUUCUGAUACAGAGAAAGCAAAAACAGCAUUCCUGGUGACAUUGAAUAAUGCAGAAGCGAGCUGUGAUUAUAUCAAGUCUCUUCAAAAUAGUUUAGAGGAGGAAGUUUCCCAAUUGUUCAGCCAAUGUAAUGAUCAGAACAAAGCUAAACUUGAGUCUUGUUUAGCUGAUCUUGGAGCUGUAUCAGCAAGAUUCAAAGAUGUUGUUGAUUUUGGAUUUUCUCAGCUCAGUUCUAGUGCAAUCAAACCUCGCAUUAAGCCCUUGGUUGAUGCACUUUUAUCUACAAAUCACAAUAUAACUGAGGAGGAAUUUUCAAAUUAUGAAGCCAAUGAUCCAUGGGUUCAAAAUUUCAUUAUGAAUUUGGAUGGAAUGCUUGUAAAUUUCAAGUUGGAAAAAGCUGUUUUGAAAACCACUUUUAAUAGACUGGGAGGUUUGCAGUUUGACAAGGAAUUACGAGCAUUAGCCAGUUACCUCACAUCUGUAACUACAUGGACGAUUAGAGAUAAAUUUGCUCGUCUUACACAAAUGGCAACCAUAUUAAACCUUGAGCGAGUAACAGAAAUUCUUGAUUACUGGGGUCCAAAUUCAGGCCCUCUAACUUGGCGUUUAACACCAACUGAAGUUCGGCAGGUUUUAGCAUUGCGAAUUGAUUUCCGAAGUGAAGAUAUUCGUCGACUCAAAUUAUAA
Messenger RNA from Acanthosepion pharaonis, 1911 nucleotides. NCBI's taxonomy places the organism in Eukaryota, Metazoa, Mollusca, Cephalopoda, Sepiida, Sepiidae. The record is from the annotation of a GenBank genome assembly.